ACACUUGUAAAGGAUCAGCGUUCUACAAUGACUUUGUAGUCGCUGAGUUUUGUAAAUGAGGAGUCCUGACAGUAGAAUACAUGUGUCUUAUAUUUAGCCAUGUGAACAUGUAUAAAAUAUGAUAACUGAUAGCAAAUUGUUUGAUUAUAUCAACAGUCGAAUAAGUCGUCUAUGAAUGAUUCGUGUUAUCCGUUGCGCGGUACCAUUAAUUUUCAGAGUGAUUCGAGAAGGAAUAGUUUUCAAAAGAUGAAUUAACAAUAUUUUGGCUGAUAUUUACCUCCACGUGUUUACAACAAGCCUCAAAAUUUAGAUCAAAAAACACAGGUUAUAUCAGACAGUUUCCUACGUACAAUCAGUUUCAUAUUCCGCAAGGAAAAUUCCCACCUUAUUUAGUAGAAGAAAUUAUAUUGGUUGAAAAGAUGGUUAAACACUAUGAGGAUAGUGUAAUUUUCCAAUUUAAUUGGAAUCAAGUUGCACAAGCAUUUUGGCAAAGAUAUCCAAAUCCUAACAGCGCUCAUGUGCUAACAGAAGACACUAUAUCAAGAAGAGUUAGAAAUGGAAUUUUACAUAGUACAAGGCUCCUGACAAAAACUAAUAAACGUGUGCCCAAGUGGGGAGAAAGGUUUAUUAAAACCAAUGUUGUAAAAAUUGUUGAAGAGAGUACGGUAGAUUUGAAGGCAAAAACUUUGACAACAUAUACGCGAAAUUUGGGCUAUACUACAGUUAUGAGUAUCGUCGAGAAGGUUGUUUAUAAAGUUUGCGAUGAGAAUCCAAAUUGGACGAUAGCAAAAAGGUCCGCAUGGAUAGACAGUCGAGCUUUUGGAUUUAGUAGGGCUAUACAAGCGUUUGGGCUGGAUAAAUUUAAAAAGAAUUGUAAACAGAUGUAUACUGGUUUCAAUUACGUUUUAGCGCAUAUGUUUCCACACACGGCGCAACAUAUGAAUCCUCAAAUGGGAAUCGCUCAUCGUCUUGACGAAGCAGCCGGAGCAAAAGCUAGUCUCGCGGAAGGUUUUCAAACUUCUUUGCAAGGCAAAGCGGAGAAAGUAAAGGAUGCUGCAAAGAAAGCGAAAGAUUUAGCAAAGGAAAAAGCUGGAACGAUUUAUGUGGUAUAAACGUUUUAACCAACAACGUCGUUUUCGUGAAAAAAUUGUAAAAAAUAUUUUGAUAAAUUGAAAAAUGUAAA
Osmia bicornis bicornis is the source of this 1183-nucleotide messenger RNA. RefSeq names its product PRELI domain-containing protein 1, mitochondrial (gene prel). The coding region runs from base 420 to 1112 and encodes 230 amino acids. Lineage: Eukaryota; Metazoa; Arthropoda; Insecta; Hymenoptera; Megachilidae. Gene Ontology annotation, cellular component: mitochondrial intermembrane space. Gene Ontology annotation, molecular function: phosphatidic acid transfer activity. The record is from RefSeq and is a predicted model, not a curated record. The transcript is spliced from 6 exons. Gene Ontology annotation, biological process: phospholipid transport.